AUGAGAAUCGCAUUUAUCCACCCGGAUUUGGGUAUUGGUGGUGCUGAAAGAUUGAUUGUUGAUGCUGCAUUGGGACUCCAAAAUGAAGGUCAUGAAGUUCAAAUGUUCACAUCUCAUUGUGACAAGACUCAUUGCUUUGAAGAAUUGGCUGAUGGGACUUUAAAAGUGAAAGUUUAUGGUGAUUUCUUACCUACAAAUUUACUGGGGAGAUUAAUGAUUGUUUUUGCUACAUUAAGACAAUUGGUUUUAGUAUUAAAAUUGAUUAUAUCUGGUGAAAUUUCUGAAUAUGAUUUGUUCAUUGUGGAUCAAUUAAGUUUCUGCUUACCACUUUUACAUCUUUUCAAAGAAUCACGUUCAAAAACAUUAUUUUAUUGUCAUUUCCCUGAUCAAUUAUUAGCAAGACGUGAAAGUUUUUUGAAAAAAUUAUAUAGAAUUCCAUUUGAUAUAUUGGAACAAUUCACCACAAGUACUGCUGAUAGUAUCGUUGUUAAUUCAAAUUUCACUAAAACUAUGUAUGAUAAAACAUUCCCAUAUAUAAAAGAUUUUAAUAUUCCAGAUGUUAUUUACCCAUGUGUUGAUUUAUCAAAAGAAACAAUUACAAAAGAAACUGAAACCAUUUUCAAUGGUAUUAUUGGUUCUAAGACUGAAUAUUUCCUAAGUGUCAAUAGAUUUGAAAAAUAUAAAAACAUUGAAUUGGCUAUUAAUUCAUUUAAUAAAUUUUUAGAAUCAAAUCCAAAUUCAAAAGUUAAAUUAGUUGUAUCAGGUGGUUAUGAUAAAAAUUUUGAGGGUAAUAAGAAUUAUUUAAAACAUUUACAAGACCUUGUAUCAAGAUCCAAUUUAUUGAAUUCAGUUGUUGUUUUCAAUAAUCAAUAUGAAGAAUUUUCAAAUAAUAUUGAUCAAGAUAUAAAUGUUAUCUUUUUACCAUCAAUUUCUUCAAAUUUAAAAGAAUUAUUAUUAACAAAUACAAAACUUUUAUUAUAUACUCCAUCUUUUGAACAUUUUGGUAUUGUCCCAUUAGAAGCUAUGAAAUUUGGUAUCCCAGUUAUUGCUAUAAAUAAUGGUGGUCCAGUUGAAACUAUUAAAUCUAUUGAUGAAGAUCCUGAAAAUGGUGUUGGUUGGUUAGAACCAAGUGAACCUGAAUUAUGGGCUAAAAAAUUAGAACAAUCAUUAACAAUUCCAAAAAAUAAAUUAAUUUCAAAUGGAUUAAAACAAUUAAAUUCAAAUUUUACAUUAAAAGUAAUGACUCAAGAUUUUGAAAAACAAAUUUUAAAAACUUUAAAAAAACCAAAUCAGUCAUAUUUUUGGGAAAAAUUAAUUUAUAUUUGGAGAUUACCAAUUUUUAUUAUUGCAAGAACUUAUUUUAAAAUUAAUGCAAUUUUAGUUUGGGGUUUAACUGGUAUUACAUUUUUACCUGGUGGAAUUUUCCAAAUUAUUGCAAGUGUUGCAUUAAUUUCAUUUUAUUUAGUUGCACCUGAAUAUUUUGAUCGUUAUGAAUAG
This is a messenger RNA of Hansenula ciferrii, 1497 nucleotides long. RefSeq names its product GDP-Man:Man(1)GlcNAc(2)-PP-dolichol alpha-1,3-mannosyltransferase (gene ALG2). Gene Ontology annotation, molecular function: alpha-1,3-mannosyltransferase activity; GDP-Man:Man(1)GlcNAc(2)-PP-Dol alpha-1,3-mannosyltransferase activity. The record is from RefSeq and is a predicted model, not a curated record. The transcript has a single exon. The coding region runs from base 1 to 1497 and encodes 498 amino acids. Lineage: Eukaryota; Fungi; Ascomycota; Saccharomycetes; Phaffomycetales; Wickerhamomycetaceae.